Molecule: messenger RNA, 2037 nt
Organism: Ornithorhynchus anatinus (platypus)
Lineage: Eukaryota; Metazoa; Chordata; Mammalia; Monotremata; Ornithorhynchidae
Gene: GLDN
Product: gliomedin
Exons: 9
Coding region: 71-1348 (425 amino acids)
Biological process (GO): signal transduction
Cellular component (GO): cell surface
Source: RefSeq, a predicted model, not a curated record
CCCCUUGGGCGCGGCGCGGAACAGGCGCAGCCCACACGGACCCAUCCGCGCCGAGAACCAGGACGUGCUGAUGCUGAUGACCUACUCCGUGGUACCGGUCCGCGUGAUGGUGGAUUUGUGUAACAGCACGAAAGGGAUCUGCUUGACAGGGCCUCCAGGUGCAGACGGGCCCCCUGGACAGAUCGGGCUGGGAGGAGAGCGUGGUGCUCCAGGCAAGAGGGGCAAAAUAGGGCCGGCCGGGGCCAAGGGAGAGCCCGGGGAGAGAGGCGAGAAGGGAGACCCCGGGGAGUUGGGGUCGACGGGCCCCGCCGGCCCCCCCGGCCAGAAAGGAGACAGUGGAGAGAAAGGGGACCCCGGGGACGUCUCCAACGACGUGCCCACGGCAGGUGCCAAAGGUGAACCGGGACCCCCCGGCCCUCCCGGUCCCCAGGGCCCCCCCGGACCUCCUGGUGGACGACGAUCUAAGGCGCGGUCUCUGCCCAGCGAGUUCAGCAACCAGUGCUCAGGUGAGGCGUGUGCAGUGCCUAAUGAUGACACCCUGGAAGGGAAGGAAGAAGAGAAGAAAGCAGGAGACUCCCACCUCCUUCGGGCAGGGCGUGUGGUCCGCGCCGUCGGAAGCCCGACCCUCGUGGGCAGGAUCGAGCACACGUUCGGGGCCUGGAUGGCGGAGCCAGGGAACGGGAGCGAUGGGCGGAUCUGGGUGACGGAACAUUUCUCAGGCCUCAUCGUCCAAGAGUUCCAGGAUCUGGCUGCGCUGGCCAAUGGCAGCUCCCGGCCCGUCCGGCUGCGUUGGCAUUUCCAGGGCUGUGGCCACACCGUGGCGAGUGGCUUCCUCUAUUACCACAAAGGCGGCUCCAACUCCAUCGUCAAAUUUGGCCUGGAUAGCGGCUCGCUGGCCACACUCCGGAUGGACCACGCCCUGCACUUCGAUCGCAAGUACCUCUUUGUGAACUCCAAGACCUACUUCCGCCUGGCCGUCGACGAGCAGGGCCUUUGGGUCAUCUAUGCCUCCAGCGCGGACGCGUCCAGCAUCCUGGUCGCCCGCUUGGACGAGGCCACUUUCUCUGUGCUGAGGCAUAUCAAUACCACCUACCCCCGGGCCAAAGCGGGGAACGCGUUUGUUGCCCGCGGCAUCCUCUACGUCACGGACACCAAGGACGCCAGGGUCACGUUCGCCUUCGAUCUGCUGGAGGAGAGGCAGGUCGAAGCCAGCUUCCACCUGCGGGCGUCCCUGUCGGAGCUGGCCAUGCUGACCUACAGCCCGAGGGAGCGGGGCCUGCUGGCCUGGGAGGGCGGGAACCUCACGCUCUAUCCUGUCCGCUUUCUGGCCGAUGGACCGGUCACGUGAAGCCCCGUGGGCCCAUCCUCCGGGAGGCUCGCGGGUUCCCUUUGGCCGACGGCCGGUUCUGGCCCAGUCCGACUCCAGAGUUAUAGGAGCUGCCUGCAGUCCUGGCCAGUGACUUCCCUGUCCAAUUUCCCGUUCCCACACUUCCAAAAUCAGAAUCCCUCUUGGCACAAACUCAUUCCUCAGAAUGGAGCCCCUCUUGACACUUGUUCCCCAGCCCGGAACCUCUCCUGUUUUCUCUCCUGCAGAGCACAUCUAUCAAUGAAGGAACAAAACAGGUCACAACAGUGUCCUGUACCUGAUUCUCCAAUGUGCAGUAGGACCAAGUCCACACUAGCAAAUUAUCUGGAUUAUUGAGGUCAAAAAGACACUCCGGUUUCAGUUGCCCAGGGAAAUAACGGCUUUUCGGGCACGCAAUUACCUGGAUCCUUUGCUGCAGUGUGGCCUUGGCCCUUACUUCCCUCCAGGCCACAUUAACUCUUUCAGGCCUGCAGGGCACUAAGCACACUCAUUGACCUACAUUUUUUCUGUGCUGAUUGAGACUUGCAGAGAAUCUGGUAUCCUCUGAGAAAGACGGCAGGAAAAAUGGCUCAUAGCGGGCCUUGGACUACACUGAAUUUAGAACCAUUUAGAGAAGCAGUGUGGCCUACUAGAAAGAACAAGGGCCUGGUAGUCAGAAAAACCUGGUUUUA